Manacus vitellinus (golden-collared manakin) is the source of this 2363-nucleotide messenger RNA. RefSeq names its product lysyl oxidase like 3 (gene LOXL3). Gene Ontology annotation, molecular function: protein-lysine 6-oxidase activity; copper ion binding. The coding region runs from base 241 to 1845 and encodes 534 amino acids. Gene Ontology annotation, biological process: inflammatory response; peptidyl-lysine oxidation. The record is from RefSeq and is a predicted model, not a curated record. Gene Ontology annotation, cellular component: membrane. The transcript has 12 exons. Lineage: Eukaryota; Metazoa; Chordata; Aves; Passeriformes; Pipridae.
AGCCAUGAGGAAGACGCGGGUGUCAUCUGCAAGGAUGAGCGCAUCCCAGGCUUCAAGGACUCCAAUGUCAUUGAGACAGAGCAGAGCCACGUGGAGGAGGUCCGCCUGCGGCCGGUGGUGUCGGGGGCGCGGCGGCAGCUGCCGGUGACAGAGGGCAUCGUGGAGGUGCGCUACAAGGACAGCUGGGCACAGAUCUGUGACGAGGGCUGGGACAGCCACAACAGCCGCGUCAUCUGCGGCAUGAUGGGUUUCCCGGCUGAGAAGAAGGUCAACAGGAACUUCUACAAGCUCUUCACAGAGCGGCAGCAGCUCAACUACCGCCUGCACUCAGUGUCAUGCACGGGGACAGAGGUGCAUCUCUCCAUGUGCACCUUCGAGUUCUACCGAGGCAAUGCCUCGGCUGCCUGCAGGGCCGGGAUGCCCGCCGUCGUCAGCUGCCUGCCCGGGCCCCUCUUCGCUGCUGGGAAUGCCCACAAGAAGAAACAGCGCCAGCAGCAGCAAGGCCAGCCCCGGAUCCGGCUGAAGGGCGGCGCGAGGGUCGGCGAGGGCCGUGUCGAGGUGCUCAAGAGCAGCGAGUGGGGCACGAUCUGUGACGACCGCUGGAACCUGCUGUCGGCCAGCGUGGUGUGCCGGGAGCUGGGCUUCGGCAGCGCCAAGGAGGCCCUCACCGGGGCACGCAUGGGCCAAGGGACGGGACCCAUCCACCUUAACGAGGUGCAGUGCCAGGGCACCGAGAAGUCUCUCUGGAGCUGCCCCUUCAGGAACAUCACGCAGGAGGACUGCAAGCACACGGAGGACGCAGCUGUCCGCUGCAACAUCCCCUACAUGGGCUACGAGAACCUGAUCCGCCUGGCCGGCGGGAGGACGGUGUUCGAGGGCCGCGUGGAGGUGAAGCGAGGCAGUAAGUGGGGCACGGUCUGCAGCGAUGGCUGGACCACAAAGGAGGCCAUGGUGGCCUGUCGUCAGCUCGGCCUGGGCUACUCCCUGCAUGCGGUGACGGAGACGUGGUACUGGGACGCCAGCAACGUGACAGAGAUGGUCAUGAGCGGGGUGAAGUGCGCCGGCCACGAGAUGUCCCUGAGCCACUGCCAGCACCACGGCACCAGCCUGAGCUGCAGGAACACGGGCACGCGCUUCGCCGCGGGCAUCAUCUGCUCCGAGACUGCCUCCGACCUGCUGCUGCACGCGCCACUGGUGCAGGAGACGGCCUACAUCGAGGACCGGCCGCUGCACAUGCUGUACUGCGCCGCCGAGGAGAACUGCCUCUCCAGCUCGGCCCGCCUGGCCAACUGGCCCUAUGGGCACCGCCGCCUGCUCCGCUUCUCCUCCCAGAUCCACAACCACGGCCGUGCCGACUUCCGCCCCAAGGCUGGCCGGCACUCCUGGGUCUGGCACGAGUGCCACCGGCACUACCACAGCAUGGACAUCUUCACCCACUACGACAUCCUGACGCCCAACGGCACCAAGGUGGCUGAGGGACACAAGGCCAGCUUCUGCCUGGAGGACACCGAGUGCGAGGAAGAUGUGGCCAAGCGGUACGAGUGUGCCAACUUCGGGGAGCAGGGCAUCACUGUGGGCUGCUGGGACCUGUACCGGCAUGACAUCGACUGCCAGUGGAUCGACAUCACUGACGUCAAGCCAGGCAACUACAUCCUGCAGGUUGUGAUCAACCCCAACUUCGAGGUGGCAGAAAGUGAUUUCACCAACAACGCCAUGAAAUGCAACUGCAAGUACGACGGGCACCGCAUCUGGGUGCACAGCUGCCACAUCGGAGAUGCACUCAGCGAGGAGGCCAACAAGCGGUUUGAGCAGUACCCAGGUCAGCUCAACAACCAGAUUUCAUAGGGGCCCGGACCCCAGAGAGAUGGGCAUCUCCCUCCCUCACCCCGUACGGGUGGGAGGAAGCCCCUGGGGGCUGGCAGGGAGGCCUCUUGCCCGGCACUGCUGCUGCUGGGGACUGCCCAGGACUUGCCACCGGCUGCCCUUCCCCACCUUGGGGGGCUGGUGCUGGAGGCACCGACACCUGCACCUCCCAGCCCGGGGCCGCCACCCCAACCACUGGCCAGAAGACCGUGCCCACGUUCCCUGGGCUGCGGCACACGGGUACGGUCUGGGAGGUCCUGCACCCCCCACCGCUCCAGUCCUUCCCAUUCCAGCAGUACCCCACCUCCCACUCCUCCCUUUCAGCCCUGGUUCCUCUCACUCCACAUCCCUCCCCACAGCUCAACCCCUGCGCUGGUCCCAGGACCCACCCUCCAUGCAGGGACCCAUUCCCCUGCCUGGCCUCAGGAGCCCCUGGUCCACAGGGAUGGUGAGGGUACCCCUGGCUCACAGCGCUGCCCAGGGGUGGCUCAUACCCCAUC